Molecule: messenger RNA, 2759 nt
Organism: Osmia lignaria (orchard mason bee)
Lineage: Eukaryota; Metazoa; Arthropoda; Insecta; Hymenoptera; Megachilidae
Product: SET domain-containing protein SmydA-8
Source: RefSeq, a predicted model, not a curated record
UUCAGCAUACUAAAAUAUCGUUUGAACACACAACUUUGGUGUGCGUCACUAUUAGCUGGCAGGAAAGUAGGGAAUUAUAAGCGACAUAACAACUACGUGUGCUGCGUAAGCUGGCUAGUCGACCGAUGAACGUGUCGACGUAUGUAACCGGUGACGUGAAAAAUAAAGUAUGUUGGAGUGGAAUAAGAAGAUUAUUAGUAAUGACUAGUGUUCGUUAAACUCCCAUAAAAAAGAACACCAAGAAACGAGGAGGAAAUAACGAAUAAAUUAAACAUACCGAUUUCAGCGUGGUACAGUUAUCGGUAACGAACUUGCCUUGCAUGAAAGCUCUGAAGCGAAUGCCCAAAGGUAAGGUCUAAGGAUAGUGUCUAAAGGUUUCUAACGGAUUACCCUAACGGGACCUGACCAAAUUCGCCUCCCCGAAUGCUGUCCGAUUCGCUUUUGUUUCACGUGUAAAAGUGCAGCAAACAAAACGGAUACGCAUUAGACAGGAUGCAAGCCUGACGAGACGAAGAUAGAAAGUGUUUGUAAAUCAGCCGUUUGGUCAUCGCACGCUUUCGAUGACGCUGGCAUGGCGCUCAAGACCGCAUUACAGCGAUCCGUUUUAAGGUUUCUUAAGUAGAGUUCAUUGACAUUCUAUGAAUUAUUUCAGCGUUCCUGAUCUAGCAUCUUAGACUCUUCUUUCUCGAGUCAGAUUUUAUAUUCCGCCAUGUUCUAGCGGUUUUACAAUCGUAUUUGAAUCCAAUCGGCGCAGAUUAAGCAGCGUCCGGUGCGGUACGUAUCAAGAACGUAAAUGCAUUUAACGUGCAACGGCAUUGCAUUGCAUUGUCAGAAACAGGCGAUAGAUUGGUCAAGGAAAUUGGAAAGUUUACACAGUUUUUAAACGGAAAUCAUAUUAUCAGCCUAACCAAGUUUGCGGAACGCUACCAAUCUAGAGGCCAAUUUUUUUUCUAACAAAUAGCACAGAUUUUUGGAAACAAAGUUUCUCGUAACCGCAAUCAAUGGAACAUCAGCCCGCCUGUGCAGUUUGCGGAAAAGAAACGAUACAUAAAUGCAGUGCAUGUGGAAAUGCUUAUUAUUGCAGUAAGCAACAUCAGAAAGAAGACUGGAAAAGACAUGCGCAAUCUUGCAGAGCGUUUAAGUUGGCAGAAAGUCCUACUUUGGGUCGUUAUUAUGUGGCAGCGAGGAAUAUCAAAGUAGGAGAAAUCGUUCUGAAAGACGAUCUGCCUUUGGUAGCAGGCCCCAUGCAUAAUUCUCUACCUGUAUGCCUUGGAUGCUACACGGAAUUGCAUGAAAAUAAUGCGGUUCCCUGUACUAAAUGCGGAUGGCCCCUGUGUUCAAACUGCAAAGAUCACGGAACCGAGUGCGACUUUACCUCUUCCCGCAGAGACGAUAAGGUAUCGAUUACGGAAUUUGGAUAUCCGCAUCCAACUUAUCAAUGUAUAAAUGUUAUAAGAGCGUUAUCACUGAAAAACAAUAAUGCGGAAUCCUACAAAAAAUUAUUGUCUCUCGAGAGCCAUUGCGAGAAAAUAAAGAAUAGAAAAAAUUUUAUUUUCGAAGAAUCAGAGAAUUUGGUACGUUUUAUCAAGAGAUUUUUCAAAACGGAUGAUAUACCGGACGAAGAAAUUAUGAAAAUUAUCGGUGCAUUACAGAUUAACGGACACGAAGUGCCUCUGACAGAUCCACCGUAUGUAGCAGUUUACGAAUUGGCAUCUUUGCUCGAACAUAACUGUAAAGCAAAUUGCUCGAAAAGUUUCACCGAUAGGGGUGGAUUAAUUAUUCAUGCCGCCACACCUGUCACAAAAGUUCUCUGGAAGAAGCGACGAGAUCAUAUUUCUAUAUGUUAUACGGAUCCAUUAUGGGGUACGGUAAACAGAAGACACCACCUUCUAGAAACUAAAUAUUUUGAAUGCACCUGCGAACGAUGCAGCGAUCCAACUGAAUUUGGAGUUAUGUUUGAUGCUGUAAAAUGCAAUGAAACCAAUUGCUUAGGAUACACGUUACCAAGAACAUUUCUUGGUGACAAACAACAAGAUUAUGCAUGUACAACUUGUGCAGCGGUUGUUCCCUGCGAGAAAAUCGAAGAAACGUUGGAGAGGAUUGGUAUACACCUUUCAAAAAUCGAGAAAAACAACAUCAGUGCAUGCGAAAGAUUUUUGAAUUGUUACAAAAACGUCCUUCAUCCAAAUCACUUUUAUAACAUAGAUGCAACUAUCGCCCUGGCUCAGUUGAUCGGUCAACACGAUGGAUUGCAAGCAGUCGACGAAAAUCUGCUUGCUGACAAAGUAGAAUUAUGCAAAAAACUCGACAAUAUACUGAAAGUACUGGCGCCUGCUGAAAAUCGAAUUCGAGGAUUGAUUCUGUUCGAAAUGCAUGCUGCUCUUGCAGAAUUUAGUAGAAGACACACAGAGGAUGAUACUCUAAUAUUAUUACUGGAAUCAAAGAAAUGCUUAAUCAGUGCUCAUGAAUUAUUAAGAUACGAACCAGAAGUUCUUCCAGAGGGAAAGAUAGCUGUUAAAGCAAAGGAAAAUUUGCUAAAAAUAAAUGAUAUUCUGCAACGAUGCAUUUAUUUUUGGUUCAUUAACAGAUUAAAAUACUUAUUUAUAUAUUUCAUGGAAGAUGUUCUUCUUUACCACAAACGGAAACUUGUUACCUAGUGUGUAACAGUAGAAAUCUAUUACCUACUGUGCAAUAGCUAAUGAAUAUUUGUUGCUAAAAAUACAAGUGCAAUAACAGAACAAUAAAUUAAAUACACCAAA